Adineta steineri is the source of this 693-nucleotide messenger RNA. NCBI's taxonomy places the organism in Eukaryota, Metazoa, Rotifera, Eurotatoria, Adinetida, Adinetidae. The record is from the annotation of a GenBank genome assembly.
AUGGCAAAUAGUACAAGUGAGAAUACUUAUGAUUUUACAGGCUCAAAUUUACAAAUAUGUUUUGUUAACGAACAUCAUCAAGCAAAUGAAUCGUCUGAUAAUGAUGUGGUUUCAACAAAUUCAAAAACAAGAUUGAAAAAUUCAAAAACAGAUGAAAUUAUUUCAUCGGCAACAGCAAAUAAUGAUGAAGAUAUUCUUACUAAACAACAAAGAUUAAAAGAAGAAGCUAAAGUCGCUCUUGUACUUGGUGCAAAAAUGGCUCGAAUGCAAGUACAAAUCGAACGACGAGUUUUAAAAAAGAAAAAAUCUCCACUUUAUGAUAUUAUUGGUAUUAAUACUAAUGGUGAUAAACCAUUAUCACUUCGAAUACUUGAAGAUAUGAAUAUUGGACAAUUACAGAUUAUUGUGAAUGAUUUACAUUGUCAAAUCGAAAGUUACAAUGAAGAAUUAGUUAAACUUCUAAUGGAUAGAGAUUCUUUAAGUAUGGAACAAGAUUCAAUACUUGUUGAUAUUGAAGAUUUGACAAAACGUUUACAAGAACGUGCUGCUAAUUUAUCAUCAGAAGCAAAACGAACAUCAACAAAUGGAACAACACAACGUGUUGUUAUUGUUAAAUCACCAACAACACAACAACAAGAUGUACAAAAAAAAUCUCUUCUUCAUAAUCUUUUACGCAAAGCUACUUUUAUUUAA